AUCUUGAUACCCUAAGGCCACAUAUUUAAGAAUAUGAACACCUUCUCCCUGCUUUAUUUGGUCUGAUACAUUAUCUGCCCCUCUGAUACGGCGUCUGAUGGGUUAGGAGUCAAGUCGCAAGCAACCCACCUACGUUGGGAUCUGCACCGGUGUACAGCGUCCGUUCCUGAUUUCAUCGUAUAUUAUGGCUUCUACGCCUGAUCCCACAUUGAAUCUACCAAGAAUACUGUGUCUGCAUGGAGGUGGUGUCAAUGCGGCUAUCUUCAAAGCUCAAUUUCGGGCAUUCUUGAAUCACGAGAAACUCCGAGAUCGUUACCGCUUUGUGUUCGUUGACGCUCCCUUCUUCUGUGACGAAGGUGUCGGAGUCCAUCCAGUAUAUUCAGAUUGGGGGCCCUUUCGCAGAUGGUUUCGGUGGCUUGAUUCUCACCCAGAAAUCGACCCAGCCGCCUGUUCUUACGAGCUCGAAUACACAAUUGAGCGGUGCAUGGAGAGCGACGAAGGAACGGGAGAGUGGGUCGGAGUUCUUGGUUUCAGUCAGGGCGCAAAGCUCGCCGCCAGUUUGUUGUACGAGCAGCAACUCCAGGGAAAGACUGGGCCAUGGAGGUACGCUGUUAUUCUAGCUGGACGAGCCCCAAUGGUCAGUCUCAACGAAGAGUCCGAACAACUUCCAUGGAUGCAAUCAGCUGGAGGACUAGCAGAUGCUGCAGAUUUGGAAAGCAUUUUCGAACGACCAGAUAUGAAACUCAAAAUCCCAACAUUGCAUGUUCAUGGCCUGAAAGACGAGGGGCUACAUUUACACAAGAUAAUGGUUGAGGAUUACUGUGCCCCAGGCACAGCUACGCUGAUUGAAUGGGAUGGGCCUCAUCGCAUACCCAUCAAGAAGAGCGACGUCGACAGGGUCGUUGAUGCUUGGGUGGAACUGGCAAAUGAAUAUGGAGUAUGAGAUGAGCAAAGUUCUACAAAAAAUUGCGACCAAGCCACUGCUAUCUCGUGGCCAGCGCUCCCCUAUUCAAUCAGGGAAAUCUG
This is a messenger RNA of Exophiala viscosa, 1026 nucleotides long. Its product is annotated as serine hydrolase FSH. The transcript has a single exon. NCBI's taxonomy places the organism in Eukaryota, Fungi, Ascomycota, Eurotiomycetes, Chaetothyriales, Herpotrichiellaceae. Gene Ontology annotation, cellular component: nucleus; cytoplasm. The record is from RefSeq and is a predicted model, not a curated record. Gene Ontology annotation, molecular function: hydrolase activity. Gene Ontology annotation, biological process: secondary metabolite biosynthetic process. Bases 185 to 943 code for a protein of 252 amino acids.